Messenger RNA from Asterias rubens (European starfish), 2454 nucleotides. RefSeq names its product UDP-glucuronosyltransferase 2C1-like. Gene Ontology annotation, molecular function: UDP-glycosyltransferase activity. Bases 148 to 1980 code for a protein of 610 amino acids. Lineage: Eukaryota; Metazoa; Echinodermata; Asteroidea; Forcipulatida; Asteriidae. The record is from RefSeq and is a predicted model, not a curated record. The transcript is spliced from 5 exons.
AUUAUUGGCACACGCGGCAAAUUCUACAUGUAACUUGGAGGCAACCAACUGCAACCAACCAACUCCAACGUGCACUCCCACGUGCACUACAACAUGCACUAAGUUAUUUUCAUUGCCAAGAAAGAUCAGAGCACACUAAAAGAAACCAUGGGAGACAAAACCCGUUUUGGAUUGUUGGUCCUUUUCCUUUUUCUGAUUUCAAAAUACCUGUGCUCCGGGCAAGGUAUUGAUGAUGAUGAAACAACCAUGGACACAAAUGAGUCAAUGAAUCCGACGAUUCAAAGCGGUUUGAGUGAACCUCCAAGGCAGAGUUAUUACCAACCUUCCGUUGGUAACUUCGACAGUGAAAUCUCCGAUUCGCUGGACCACAAGGUGUGGUCCAACGCGGCCCGUGGAGAGGGCUCAAAACACGGCGGCCGGCAUAUUAACCGACGCAUACUGAUCAUCGAUUGCUUAAUGGACGGCAGUCACACCCACAUCCAACGCCUAACGGCAAGGGCGUUGGCUGCGAGGGGGCAUGACGUUACCUGGCUAACAAUCAAGGACCGUUUGUAUUGGGUAACUGACCAAGACCGAGCGUCCAUCAACUUCAGAACAUUCGAAACCGACUUUCCAAGUGAACUUGUAGAGGAGUUUUUCGAGUAUUGGACGAAAAAAAGUCUAUCGGGAGAACUUGGUUCCUUCACUUGGUAUGUUAAAAUGAGGCUGGGUUUCAUUGAAAACGAGUUCCAGCGCAUUUCAGAAGCCACGAAUGUCACAAUGUGGGAUAUGUUCUUGAACACUGACUUUGACGAGCUCCGUGCUUUAAAAUUUGACAUGGUUUUGUGUGAGGUCAUGACGCCAUGGUGUAGCAUAAUUGCCCACGAUAUACUCAAAGUACCGUUCAUCAACACUAUCAAUGGCGGCUACUUGGGCACUCGCUACAGUCGAUGGUACAACCAGCCCAGCCCGUUAUCAUACGUCCCGGAGUUUUUGACGUACUACUCAGACACGAUGAGCUUCACCCAGAGGGUCAAGAACGUCAUCAUGCACGGGUUCUCACUUCUCACUUACGAUUACAUGAUGCUUGGUGCGAUGGACAAGGAGAAAAAUAGGCUUGGCCUCAGCCCGGGGAUCGGGACGAAGGAGAUUAUCUCCCGGUCGGAACUCUUCCUCUACAACUGGGAUUUCCUCUUGGAGUUCCCGAGGCCAGUCACGCCGAACGUGAUCAUGAUCGGAGGGCUAACGAUCGCACCUCCGAAGCCACUAUCUCAGGAGCUAGAAGAGUUUGUUCAGGGGUCAGGUGAGCAUGGUGUCGCUGUGUUCUCAGUCAGUACGCUCCUUCAUGUCAUGAAUAUGGAGAUGGCCAAUAUGAUCGGAGCGGCACUGGCCCGUAUCCCUCAGCGGGUUGUGUGGAAGUACCUCGGCGAGGAAAAACCACACACAUUAGGAAACAACACCAUGUUAGUCAGAUGGAUCUCCCAGCAAGAUUUAAUCGCUCACGAGAAGACACGCUUGUUGAUAUACCAUGGUGGCUUGAAUGGAGGUUACGAGGCCAUGUACUACGGGGUCCCCAUCCUGGGCCUACCGCUGUUUACUGAUCAGAUCGAUGACCUAGUCCGUCUCAAGGUUAUCGGCAUGGCUCACUAUUUCCCCAGAGGGCCCAUUGGCUUAACAUCGGAAGUAUUGUACCAAGGCAUCCGAGAAGUCGUGGACAAUUCUUCCUACCUGGAGAAUGCUAAGAUAGCUUCAAGAAAGAUGCAUGACAUGGAGAAUACCGGCCAGGGUCUCCCAAUGAAUCGCACACUCUUCUGGAUAGAGUAUGCUAUAGAACACGGUACAGAUCACCUCAGGACUCAGAUAGAAAAACUCGCCUGGUACGAACUAUGCUUAUUGGAUGUCAUGGGCAUUGUUCUUGUGAUAACGAUCGUGUUUGUAUGGUUGCUGCCAAAGUGUUGUCUCGGUUGUGCACGCCCAUGUAGCAGAACCGCUUCAAGGUAGAAACCAGGACCGUGUGCAUUGUUGGCGAUCGUAACUAUAAAAAAAAAAACUGUUUUGGCUGAAUUGGCUGUUGGUUAAUGACUGGCAAAUCACUGGUUAUUUGUUACAAUCGCCAUAACCAAGCGUUGACUUUAAAAAGAUGGUGUUUCAGCAUGUAUAUUUACCAUAGGUUAUGCUUCAAAAUUUUCCUUCAGGGCCCAACGGCGCAACCAAUGUUAUUUUCAUUUUGGGCGGCACCAAAGUCCCUUUUCUUCCUUUAUUUUAUAAUUGAUUGAAUUGUAAAACUGUGUAUAUACUGUACAUUUAAUCACACUUUAUGUAAGGUUAUUUUCAGGGCUGUCCCCUGUUUUCUUCUCUUAUCGUUUUGCAAACAUUGGGCCAUCAACGCCAACCAGCGCAGUUUGGUUUUUUUUAAGAAGGGGGAUCUCUGUUUAGGGUCUAUGUAACUUUUGUAGGACAAAAAACACAAUGUCC